AUGGAAUUCGCGAGUCUUCAGUCUGCCGUGUUGCCUCGAUUCACGAUACAGCCAGAAGGAGUGAGCGAGAUGGCUCCAAGCUUACCCACAGCCAAAGCAGAGCGAGAAAAGAAGCUGAGGUCGACGCUGGCAUUCGCCUCCGCUUUAUCUAAGCGUCUCGAAAGCGAUGUGGAUGCUUCAAUCAUCACUGAGCUCAGCGCUCAGAUCCGCGGGCUACCGCUGCCGGCGUCAUCGGCGACCAGUGCAAAGCAAGACGAACUGGAUAGGCUAGGCACCGAGCUCUGGAAUCUGUCGACACGUCUACGACGCGAUAUGACCAGCGCUGGUGGUGUAUCCAACGGGGAUGGAUCUCAAAGGAAUCGCGCUCUGUGUCUGCUCAGAACCUUCUCUUUCCUACUCCUCGACUCUGCUGGUGGUUCGUGCUCGAAAACUCGUUCACACAAAAACUACAUCCGUCUUAUGAAGAUUGCGCUCAAGGCGGCCAAGGUGUGCAUAGAGAGCAACGAGCUCCGCGAUGCAACAAAGAUCUUGGAGCGGGCUGCAGAGUAUCAGGAUGUAUUGGGUAAGGAAGAUCAGGCUGGAGAGCCCGAAGCAGCCACAGUUGCGAACAGCUUGCGAGUCGAGUACUUCGCAGUACGGAUGACUCUGGCAUGGCGUCAAGAUCGCAUGGACACAGCAGAGCAUAUGUUCGCCAAGUGUAGCCAACUGAAGGCUGCCCUUGCAUGCAACACGGCUGAAGUCCUGGCAGACCUCAUGUACGAGAUUGGGAAGGAUGCUCUGACAAAGCGGAUUUAUGAAGUCGCCGUGCGAUGGUUGGGCCGCACGUAUGAUAUUUUGGGCGAGCAGGAGACUGACAGGCUCGGCCCGGAGAUAAGUGAACUGCGGCUGAGUACAAUGCAGAGUAUUGUUCAGGCGUACAUGAAGAUGAAGACACCCGAUGCACAAGACAAAGCCUGGGACAUGGUAAAGCUAAUGGAAACAGAUUUUGGCGACAAAAUGAUAGUGUCGCUACUGAAGAUCGAACUACUCUCCGUGGCGGAGACCAUGAACACGGCAGAAUUUUACAAUGUCCUUCUACGGAUGAUUCGCACCAUUGUAUUGAACGACACUAACUUCAAGACUCUGAUGCACCAUAUCCAUAAGCUGAAAGACCAUAGUAGUACUACAGCAUGUAAAGCCCUCGACGACUUGUUGGAAAUCAGACUUCUCCGCGAAGAGAAUCAGACAUGGAUCGAAAAAGUGGUCAUUACACGCAUCUGGAUAAGUACAAACAAUUCAUCCAUGGAGAGCCCCCUUGAACAAGUUCAAGAAAUGCUCGAUAGUGUGGGACAAAGCUCAAUAGAGUCGUUAUCUGCCCCAGCAACUCACGCAGCGCAAACUCUUCUUUGGAAACGGGUAGAGGCUACAUUUGGGCAGAAAAAUUACACUAUCGCGGAGGCUUGGUGUCGCAUGUGCCUCCAUUCAGUAUUCCAGAAAGCUGGUGUUCAGAACAAAGCAAAGGUCGCGAGAAAGCUCAUCCAAUGUGCUUCAAUGCGGCAAGAUUGGGUUGCCGCUAGAGCGGCUCACUCCACUAUGCCCGAGACUGGAAAAGAUGAACCUGUCACUCGAUAUCUAAUGUACAAGGUAGGAGUUCAGAGCGGUGAUUUCGACCUUGCUGCGCAAUGCUUGGACCAUGUCUGUCGGAGUUCCGCGAAAGAUGCAACGCUUCUCUACGCUUGUGUGAUGGAGGCUCAAAGUGCUGGGGACAAGCGACAGGCUAUUAGCGCUCUUGAACGGGUACUUGAAAAGUACGACUAUAGCGCUCCGGCAGGGAUCCAUCUCCCAGCCCUCCUGAGGUGUACCGCAAGACUACUUCAGUCAGAGUUGCUCAAUGAUGGUAAGAUCGAUUCUGGGCUCAUGUUACAACUCUGUGCUGUCUUUGACGGAGCAUCUUCCCAAGCCAAAGCCUCACGAAGGAGACCUAGCACGCCUGCUCAGCAACUAUUCACUGUAGAAGAGUUCGAGUGGUUCUCAAAAAACGCCUACAACCUCGCGCUUAAGUACUGUGCGGAAAUGGCUCCAAAGGACUUGGUCCGGUUACUGAGCACUUGCACUGAGUAUCAAUACUACACUGAGGUGCGCAGUCAUAGUCAGGAUUUUCGGAGCGCGGCUGCUGAAGGGAUCGAUAAGCUGGGAGGUUCUGCGCAGGCCGACAUCAUCUCAAAGCAUUUCCAAAUCGUCAAACUGGAACUAGAAGCCGUCUUGAAGCUGGAGAAGUGGGACGAGCUUGAUGACCUGUUUGACCAGUGCUGGAAGUACAAGAGUCCGGAUCGCUAUGAGACAUUGGCAGACCUGGUACUGGUGAUUCACUCAAGCAUGGUCAAGGUGGACUUGGAUCAUAAAUACCGAAGCAAGAUGUUGUUGGUCUUGCAGAAGAUCAUCAAUUUGACAUGUCGCCAACGGAACAGCGACAUGACGAAGCUUUCCAGAUGGAUUCGAUGCUUGUUCAGCCUCUCGCUUGAUCAUGACGAGACCAUGAGUAUCAAGUGUAUCCAGCAGGUCACUCAGAUGGCUGCGACGAGACAAGGCAUCGUGCAUUCAAAGCUUGCCAUGUUUGCACUUGCCACUCCCCCGCUAUCCUCAAGUCCAAUGCCAGCCGUAGAUCUUUUGGAAUCGGCUGACGGUGGUUCGAAGGAAUCUGAUCGCUAUCCCAAGGACGAACUCGCAUGGCUUGCCACUACCACAUAUAACCGCGCUGUCGAUUACUAUGUCCAAGAAAAUGACGCCAAAGCCAAGGAGUGGGCAGAGAAGUCUUUUAUGCUCGCACAAUGGCUCGAGGAUGAUGGGGCGCUGAGAGACCUGCUCAUGGAGAAGUUCUCAACGUUGGAAUUCGAUAAAACUUGA
This is a messenger RNA of Plenodomus lingam JN3, 2883 nucleotides long. The record is from RefSeq and is a predicted model, not a curated record. Lineage: Eukaryota; Fungi; Ascomycota; Dothideomycetes; Pleosporales; Leptosphaeriaceae.